AUUUUGUUUCACGUCGCGUGACAAUGACGUAUGAGUGCCGCGACGUCAGUGGUAAACGCCGACACCGACAUGUGUAGUAAUGAAACAAGAAACAACAUGGAGCGUGGGAGAGAGCAGGACCAUUCAGCGUUUAAUGCUUGGAAGUACCGACAUUACUUUGAGUUUGACUCGGUUAAAGAUGACAAAAACAUCAGCGUCCGCUGUACACUCUGCGUGGGAAGAACACUUUUAUCUAAAGCGAAAAAAUCCAACUCAAAUCUGAGCAAGCACCUAGCAAGCCGCCACAGGAAUGUAAAACUUACUGAAAAAAACCCCGAACCCCCAACUGACAUGAUGACCGCUGCAGCUACAUCCAAUUCCACCGGGCAAAACUCCGAGGGCCCCUCUCCUGCUAAACAGGUGAAACUAGACUUUAAAGCGACAGGACUUAGUGCCGCUGAACUGAAGAACCUCGUUGCUGGAUAUAUUGUCGAGGACAUGCUGCCAAUUUCCACUGUGGAUUCUGAAUCUUUCCGACGCAUUGUUGAAAAAAUACCAACCAAACACGGUGUCAAGCUGCCGCAAAGAAAGUCAUUUGCAGGAUACCUUGAGAGAGAAUACGACAUAAUGGACGCUAAUUUGAAGGCUGCACUCGGAGAUGUAGACUUUGUUUCCACCACUGCUGACAUCUGGACGGUAAAUAACAAAAGUUUUAUGGGUGUAACGGUUCACUGGAUUAAUUCCACUUUAAAUCGUAACAAGGCCGCCCUAGCAUGUAAGAGAAUUAGAGGCAGGCACACCUAUGAUGUAAUUGGAGCAGAGAUUGAAGAAAUCCAUUCAUCAUAUGGACUGCAUGGCAAAGUUGUAGCCACUGUAACUGACAAUGCAUCUAAUUUUGCCAAAGCAUUCAGAGUGUGUAAGCCCGGUAAUAUGGAGUCUGAAUCUGAAAAUGAAGAAGGUGAUGAUGAGGAACCGACUUUUACAGAUGUCAUAGAAGCUCUUUCAACCACAUCUGGUAAAUGACAGUUUAGCCUCCCUCCACACUACAGGUGUGCAUCACACACAAUUAACCUAAUUUCAACAAGCGAUGUUGAUAAACAUCUAAAUUCCUGUGCAGACACCAAGGCUGUAUAUAGGAGUAGUAUUGCAAAAUGCUCUGCUCUUUGGACUAAAGCAAGUCGAUCAACAUUAGCCUCUGAACAGGUGGAAGAAGUCAGCCGCAGGAAACUAAUGGUUCCCACAUCCACAAGGUGGAAUUCCCUGUACGAGGCCAUUUCCAGAAUCAUCACAAGUCCGAUGAAUGAGCUGAAUCCUCUUUGCAUAAAACUGGGAAUCAAGUGCUUUAAUGAAAGAGAGUACCUAUUCUUACAAGAGUACUGCACCGUGAUGAAGCCCCUGACCAUAGCACUAGACAUCUUACAAGGGGAUGAGUGCACCUAUGGGGCUUUACUACCAACACUCACAAGCCUGAUGUCAAAGACACUUGCCCUGAAAGAUGACCUUUCUAGAAUGACAGCCAGCCUUCCAGAUGUUAUUGUAAAGGCCAUCAAGAUUCGUUUUGAUGCUGUACUGGAUAGCCAAGAAGGACUUCUUGCAGCGGCCACUUGUCCCAAGUUCAAACUUCGAUGGCUGAGAGAUGAGCGUAGGAGAGAGCAUUUGAAGGAGCUUCUGACAACAGAGUGUCGUAAAGCUGCUCCUGCAGCUGACAAUGCUAAUGUGUCCCACUCCCAACUGGCAGCCAGCCCAGCUGAAACUGACUUUUUUGAUUUUGAGA
Molecule: messenger RNA, 1753 nt
Organism: Fundulus heteroclitus (mummichog)
Lineage: Eukaryota; Metazoa; Chordata; Actinopteri; Cyprinodontiformes; Fundulidae
Exons: 2
Coding region: 31-1002 (323 amino acids)
Source: RefSeq, a predicted model, not a curated record